AUGACUGAAACAAACCGCUCCUUCGUCUUGCGUGCUGUUAAAGAUGUGGUACUCGAGGACCGUCCAGUUCCCACGCUAAGAGAUCCUUGGGAUGUUCGAGUGCACAUUGCGCAGACUGGUAUCUGCGGGAGUGACGUGCACUACUGGCAGCGAGGGCGGAUCGGAGAUUUUGUCUUAAAUUCUCCCAUCGUUCUGGGGCACGAAAGCUCCGGUACUGUUGUUGAAGUUGGCUCCGCCGUGAAGAAUGUCAAAGUGGGCGACCGAGUCGCUAUCGAACCUGGAGUGCCAUGCAGACACUGCGAUUUCUGUCGUAGUGGUUCCUACAAUCUUUGCCCGGACACAGUUUUCGCCGCAACUCCCCCUCACGAUGGCACGCUCUCAAAGUAUUACAACACACAGGCGGACUACUGUUACCCGCUACCGGAAAACAUGAACAUGGAAGAAGGUGCACUUGUGGAGCCGGUCGCUGUUGCCGUGCAGAUCACCAAGGUCGGCAAAGUGAAGCCAAAUCAGACAGUCGUGGUAUUUGGCUGCGGGCCCAUUGGACUUCUUUGCCAGGCCGUAAGCAAGGCAUAUUCUGCGAAGAAAGUGAUUGGGGUAGACAUCAGCCAGUCGCGCGCAGACUUUGCGCGCACGUUUGGUGCGGAUGAUGUCUUUGUUCCUCCAGCUCGACCUGAAGGCAAAGAUGAAAUCGCGUGGAACGAAGAAGUCGCAAAUAUUAUGAAGGAAAAGUUCAAUUUAGGCGAGGGCCCCGACGUUGUUCUGGAGGCCACUGGAGCGCAGGCAUGCAUACAAACUGGAGUAUAUUUGACCAAAAAGGGGGGCACAUAUGUGCAAGCCGGCAUGGGUCGAGAACAUGUUGUUUUCCCCAUCACUACUGCUUGUAUUCGCGAUCUGCACAUUCGAGGGUCCAUUCGGUAUACGACUGGCUGUUACUCUACGGCCGUGGACUUGAUCGGUUCAGGGAAGAUUGAUGCGAAACGACUUAUCACUAACCGAUUCAAGUUUGAAGAUGCCGAAGAAGCAUUUGAACUUGUAAGACAAGGAAAAGAGAGCGUUAUCAAGUGUAAUCGCAUGAUUCCAGUAUGCACUUUAUGUCACAAGUUUGGGCGGCGAUGCACCUACGAAAGACAGACGAAAACACCGCUCACUCGGCGCCACCUUAACGAGGUUGAGAGUGAACUAGCACGUACUAAGGCGCUGCUUCAGCAGCUUAUGACAAACCGGAAAAACCAUGCAAAUGUGGAAUUUCAUACGGUGGUUGAAGAUUUGAGUGAAGUGUCCCAUUCUGAAGGUGUUGCUGGAUUCCAGCCGUUGAGCGACCCAAGCGACCGGCAACCUAGACGUCUGGCGAGUCCCGGGGUCCAUUCUCGACAUUCAACCCAACACAUGGCACUCGAAGAAGCUCGUAGCCAUCAAUAUCAAUCUUCUGUGUAUGAGAAUGAGCCGCAGACAAUACCAUCUUUACCACUGAAGCCCAACUCUUCUCCUAGCAACUUUGAAUGGGAUGAAAGAAAUGAGAACGCGAACGGUGAAAGAUUCAUCGAUGGCAUGGCAAGUUUGACAAGUGCGCCCCAUGAAGGGGGCUACCUAGGUGUUGCAUCGGGUGCUGCUUUAUUGCGUGCUACUGAUACCGGAAUCCAUGGAACAAACGAGUUUCCAUAUUUAGAGCAACGUUCACCUGCUUCAAACCAUCGAAGCCCGAGGAUUCAAUUUGCACUGAGCUCACUGGGCCAGCUAGAGCCAUUUGUGGAUGCUUACUUUUCUGUUUAUCAUCGUUCAUACCCGAUCAUACAUGAAGCAACCUUCAGAGCUCAGCUUAUGGAGGUGAUUCCCCGGCCAGCUGGAAAUGCUUGGCAAGUCCUGUUAUUCAUAGUGUCUGCCGUGGGAGUAUGGACAACAGCAACGAAUCCAAUCGAUAUUGAUCUUCAGUUGUUUGAGUCUGCAAAAGCACGUAUUUCUAUUGACAUGCUGGAGACUGGAAACCUCGUCCUGGUACAAGCACUGACGUUGUUUUCGAAUUAUAUGCAAAAAAGAAAUAAGCCAAACUCCGGAUACAACUACACAGGUCUGGCGCGUCGCAUUGCGAUGGGUAUCGGUCUGCAUAAAGAAUUCCCAAACUCCGAAGCUAGUCUGUUUGCGACCGAGAUGAGGCGAAGAAUUUGGCAUUGCCUGUACAUAUUUGACGUCGGUGCAAUUAUUACCUUCUCGAGACCACUUGAUUUUCCAAAUGGUGGUAUUGAUGUGGCACUUCCAAUGAAUGUCCAUGAUCCGGAUUUCACGCAAGCAACCAAAGCCCUCCCUAUGCCAGCGGGUGAAACAACCGUGUAUACCCAUAUGCGAGCCCAAGCUACUUUCCAUAUGGCGACUAGUACGGUUUACUCCAAGAUAAUAUCGUCCCCCUUUCCCUCAGCAUCAAAUUUACUAGCUAUGGACGACGAGCUCAUUGGAGGUUGGCUCCGCGAGAUUCCUGAUUUCUUUCAAGAAUCUGUCACUCAAGAGCCCAGGUUUCGCUUAUGUCACUCGAUCUUACGAUGGAGAUAUAGGAACUUUCGCAUUCUCAUGUACCGACCGUUACUACUUAGCAGAUUGAUGGCACGCCCAGGUCAGGGAGCCGGACAGGAAAACCUCGCUCAAACUGAUAUAGCCAUUCAGCGAUGCUUGGACGCAGCCGGUGAGUCGGUGGAGCUAAUAUCAAAUUUCUGGGCACAAGAGCAGCAGAAUAUGAUGGCUUGCUGGUAUGGGCUGUACUUCUUAUUCCAAGCAAUCCUGAUUCCUGUCAUCUGCCUUCGCAACGAUCCCCAGGGCCCGCUAGCACCAGAAUGGCGUGAACAGAUUCAUCAGGCUAUGCUGGUUCUUGAAUCUAUGGCGCUCCUUAACCCCACUGCUUUCAGAUGUCUAUCAGUCAUUCGCAACCGAUGCGGGACCUACCUCGAUACUUCAGUAGAGGGAUGGGGCAACCCGACCGAAGAGUCACCACAGACACAAUUAGCGAACCUUUAUCCACUGAUGUGGCCAACUCUAGAAAUGGCUCAGCUUGAUGGAAUGGAUUCUGUUUUGUAA
Penicillium angulare is the source of this 3063-nucleotide messenger RNA. RefSeq lists its product as uncharacterized. Gene Ontology annotation, molecular function: DNA binding; L-iditol 2-dehydrogenase (NAD+) activity; DNA-binding transcription factor activity, RNA polymerase II-specific. Gene Ontology annotation, biological process: regulation of DNA-templated transcription; DNA-templated transcription; D-sorbitol catabolic process. The transcript is spliced from 8 exons. NCBI's taxonomy places the organism in Eukaryota, Fungi, Ascomycota, Eurotiomycetes, Eurotiales, Aspergillaceae. The record is from RefSeq and is a predicted model, not a curated record. Bases 1 to 3063 code for a protein of 1020 amino acids.